CAACAGGUGAUAGACCGGAGUGGGGCGCGCAUCGGGGAGUACGAGGACGUCUCGCAGGUGGAGAAGUACCAGAUCGCAGACAGCGACUACGACAAGCGGCCAGAGACCCUGCGCUCCUUCCUGCGCCAGCGGCAGUGGGGCCGUUACGACGAGGAGGGCUCUCGGCGCCGGGCGGAGCAGCAGCAGCAGCGAGAGGCCGAAGAAGCCGCCGUGGCCUCCACCAUCCCCCUGGGCUCCCGCUGCCAGGUGCGGGUGCCGGGACAGCCCUGCAGGCUGGCCACCGUCAUGUACGUGGGCCAGACCGACUUCAAACCGGGCUACUGGGUGGGCGUCCGCUACGACGAGCCGCUGGGCAAGCACGACGGCAGGUAGGGGGUCCCCUGAAACAUCCCCCGGGGUGUCCCCCUCUUUGUGGGGAC
Calidris pugnax (ruff) is the source of this 419-nucleotide messenger RNA. It is a transcript of the gene TBCB, whose product is annotated as tubulin folding cofactor B. Gene Ontology annotation, molecular function: microtubule plus-end binding. The transcript has 3 exons. NCBI's taxonomy places the organism in Eukaryota, Metazoa, Chordata, Aves, Charadriiformes, Scolopacidae. The record is from RefSeq and is a predicted model, not a curated record. The annotation marks the transcript as partial. Gene Ontology annotation, biological process: cytoplasmic microtubule organization. Gene Ontology annotation, cellular component: nucleus; cytoplasm; microtubule plus-end.